CAAUUUCGGGCGAGGGUUGUGUCUUUGUAGCUGAAUAAUUGGCAACAAGGAAAUUCACUCUAUCCUCUCUGCCUGAAGCGCGAGUCGACGAUGAUCUAACGCGCGAGAAGUGACUCGUGGUGUACAAUCUUUUUUCACGCGUUUUGGCAGUAAAAGCCGACGCCAUGAAGAGCCUUGAGGUAAUUGCGGCCAUGCUCGUAGCCUCCACAUUGAUAACAGCUUCACCCCGGCCACUGGUACGGCGGAUUCGUCGCCAGUCGGGUGACUCCGGGGAAGGCGAAGACGAUGCCGAGCUCUGUAAGGAUCGACCACCUGCGGAAUACUUUCGCCUUACAAAGGACGAAGACUGCCGAGAUGUUGUGAGGUGCUCCGUUCAGGGCCUUCUAGCUCUGCGAUGCCCUUCCGGCCUCGCGUUCGACAUCGAGAAGCAGACGUGCGACUGGAAGGCUAACGUGCACAACUGUAACCAGACAGAGAAGCCGCGGGUCGCUUUGCCCCUGCUCGCUACAGAUGAGCCCAUCUGCGAAGCGGGAAAAUUGGCUUGUUCUGCUGACGAAUGUAUCGAACAAGAGAAGUUUUGUGAUGGAGUGAACGACUGCAGUGACGGCCAAGACGAAAACGUCUGCACGCCCGACAAGGAUCCGAACCGAGCUCCACCUUGUGAUCCGACCCAGUGUGUUCUUCCUGAUUGCUUCUGUUCGCAUGACGGCACCCAGAUUCCUGGCAAGCUCGAACCUAGCGUCGUGCCUCAAAUGAUCACACUCACAUUCGAUGAUGCCAUCAACAACAACAAUAUCGACCUUUAUGAUAAGAUCUUUAAAGAGGGCCGUAAUAACCCCAAUGGAUGUACUAUCAAGGCAACGUUUUUCAUUUCGCAUAAAUAUUCGAACUACUCGGCAAUUCAGGAGAUGCACCGAAGAGGUCAUGAGAUGGCCGCCCACUCGAUCACCCAUAAAAACGAUGAAAAUUACUGGUCCCAAGGAAACAAGGACACUUGGACCAAGGAAAUGGCUGGUUCCCGUUACAUUAUGGAGCGUUUUGCUAACAUCACUGAUAAUUCGAUUGUUGGAGUCCGAGCACCCUAUCUCCGAGUGGGUGGCAAUCCCCAGUUCUUCAUGAUGGAGGACCAGGCUUUCCUCUACGACUCCACCAUUACCGCACCCCUCUCAAACCCGCCCCUUUGGCCAUAUACACUAUUCUUUCGUAUGCCUCACAGGUGUCACGGAAACGGACAGAACUGCCCUUCGCGAUCACACGCUGUCUGGGAGAUGGUAAUGAAUGAGUUAGAUCGACGAGACGACCCGACCUUUGAUGAGGAACUUGCCGGUUGUGCGAUGGUCGACGCCUGCUCAAAUAUUAUUUCCGGCGACCAAUUCUACAGCUUCCUCAACCACAACUUCGAAAGGCAUUACAAGACGAACAGAGCCCCGUUGGGCCUUUACUUUCACGCGUCGUGGCUAAAGCUUAAUCCUGAGUAUCUAGACGCCUUCAUCCAAUGGGUUGACGAGAUAUUAGACAAAAAUGAUGUCUACUUUGUGACAAUGAGCCAGGUGCUCGAAUGGAUUCAGCACCCGGCUGAGAUUUCUGCAAUUAAUUCGUUUGGGCCAUGGAAAGAAAAGUGUGAUGUUAAGGGUCAGCCCGCCUGUUCUCUCCCAAACGCGUGUCCAUUGACCACUCGGGAACUUCCUGGCGAGACCGUUCGUUUGCACACGUGCGUCGAAUGCCCCAGAAAUUAUCCCUGGAUAGCGGAUCCCAGUGGCGACUUUUACGCCAACUGAUUGACUAGCUAAUUAACCAGUCACUUUUUACAGCUUUCUAAUGCGCUUGUUGCAGUGCCAUGCAACUAUAGUACA
Molecule: messenger RNA, 1853 nt
Organism: Varroa destructor (honeybee mite)
Lineage: Eukaryota; Metazoa; Arthropoda; Arachnida; Mesostigmata; Varroidae
Product: chitin deacetylase 1-like
Biological process (GO): carbohydrate metabolic process
Cellular component (GO): extracellular region
Molecular function (GO): chitin binding; hydrolase activity, acting on carbon-nitrogen (but not peptide) bonds; protein binding
Source: RefSeq, a predicted model, not a curated record